CUCUGCAACAGUUUGUCAGGGUGGAUAAAUUUGAAAAUUAUUUUAGCUCACACAGAGUGAAUGUCUAAUCGAGAAUAUCACUAUAAUUCAUUCUCAAAUCAUCUUCUGUCAGUAAGAACAUGACAUGUGUCCUCUAACCGGAGGUUUCGCCGCUAAAUGACACCACAGAUAAACGGUUAUAAUCAGGGCCCUCUGACGAGGUGGUUUUACUACAAAAUGAUACUACUAAAUUAAGUGAUGACCAGAGCCCUUAUGUUCGUCAACGGCUCUAAAUCUUUGAGUAAUAAAUCAAUAGGAUAUCAUCGAUAGGGCACGAAGCACUUUGUUAGCUAAGAUGGAUUCAAAAUUAUCCCCUUAAGCAAACAUUCACCUCAAAUCUACAAGGUUCCCUUAUACGAAGCAGCUCAUGACUGCCGACAAGGAUCCUUCAAUUAGGUUGGGCCGACUACCUCCUCGGACUAAGUAGACUAGGGACCAUGAUGACCCGGGACGAUGGAACCAUGGGAUCAUAAUCAAGUUCAUCAUCAUUCCCUUUAUCAUCCGCUUUAAGUGCGUGGUGAUAAAUACUUCGAUUUUCAAUUUGUAAUUCUGCUACUAGUAUAUGCUGGGUACUACAUAUCUUUUCAAAGACUAGCCCGAAUCAAAAGUUUUCUCUCGUUAUCGGGAGGGGUAAUUAACUAUGGCGGCUUGCGCCUAUAGGAAAACAAAACUCAUAUCAUGAAGUCCUCGCAAAAUGAGGGCAAAAUCUAUGGGUAGUGUCUUAUCUAACAACCCAAUAUGCCUUCUGAGAAUUUACCCUAGAACAUAAACUUGUUAAAACUCCUCACCAAUAGAAAGAAAAGGGUUGCGGAGAGGUCGGGCGCUAAUUUUCAGAGCCCACAUGUUGAAAGAAAAUCACAACAUGGGAGAUCUAUUUUCAAAAUCAAAUUAUCAUGUUUCAAAGAUAAAUGUCUCAAAUAACUUUAAUGCCACCCCAAUAUGCUGAUGCUAGUGUUUGAAAGUAAAUCUCAAUUGGAAGUGUUAAUUCUCAAAAUUCAAAAUUUCAAGCUGUAAAUAUAAAUAUUUUUUAAAGUAACUUCAAUGUUAUCUCGAUGAUAGCCAUGCUAAAAGAAGAUCUCAACGGGAGAGGUUGAUUAUUAAAAUCAUUUUUUCACUUUGCAGAUGCAAAUAUUUUUAAGUGAGUUUAAUGUCAUGCUAAUGAUGGCCUCUUGAAAUCUUAAUCGAAGGGGAUGACAUUACUUUCAAAUGCUUCUAAAUUCAAAGUUAAUCAUUUGGGGCUUCAAUUCCAUUAAAAAUUAAAAUUUACUAUUUAUUAAGUGAAAUUAAUCUCUCAAUAACUUAAGACAAUUUAUCUGUCAUUCAUAACUAUUUGUCGAGGGUGAUAAAUUUAAGAAUACUUUCAACUCAUAAAAAGCCAAUAUUUUGUAGAUAAUAUCAAUAAGAUUAUUUUUAAAAUAAUCUCUCAAUAAGGAUGUCACGCUUAUCUUCUAACUUAUGGUUUUACUCCUAACUGGUGUUUGGACACUUUAGAACACCAUUUUGAACAUAUCAUUUAGUUUGUCAUUUUUGCUAAACUUUUUCCAACAAUUCUUGGGGCCACACUUAUUAGAAAAAACCUGUCAUGUUAACUAUGUUGUAUACAAAAUUAAUAUUAGUAAUAUGGAUGGUUACGCAUACAUAAUAUUAGGCGUUCUUCUGAUUUCAUGUCCUAUGUCACUCAGAUUUUGUGCGUCACCAUGUCCAUGUUUCUGCUUUAUAGGAAUUGGAUGGUGGACUCAACACUUAAGUACCGGAAAACUAAUAAAAUUGUCCUUUGUUCAAGAGGUAUGGAUCUGCCUUUUACUUUUGGAUUUUGCUACAGGUACAAGACGUUGCUUCCCCAGCUUUGCAGAUGAUAUUAUUCAUGCAAUUCUUUUUGUGAUGAAUAAUCACCGUUCAAGUCUAAUAAAUACAUUUGAAGACGAUGAUUGCUCCAAAAGUCUAAGAAUUCGUCUAAACAAGUAUUCAGAGGUUAUUCCCGUGGCUUCGGAUUUUUAUCCUUGGAAAAUGAUGAACAUGCUGAUGCAGCAAUACAUGAUGUCGACCAGACUGAGUGGACUGGUAGGAUUCUACUGGUGGAGAAAUCAAAGUCCUCUACACGCUAAAGCUUUUUCUUAUAUUUUACUCGGAGGAUGAGGGAUUAACAUCUAAUCUCAUGAGCUAUAGUUCUUCCAAAUAUAUGGCACCAAUAAAGAGUUUAUGGCAAGUAUGACUUGAAAAAACUCAGCUUUUGAUUUACAGUUUUCCUCUUUGUCAAACUAAACUCUCCUUCUGUCUCUUUACCAAGUAAUAUCUCAAAUUUUAGUAACUUGGAUGUCUUUUUUCUAAUCUCUGUUAGGGCUAUCAAUUCCUGACACGACCCGCUAACCCGACCUGAACCCGACCCGAAAAAUUCGGGUUCGUGUCAACCCAUGAAAGAAACGGGUCGGGUCCGGGUUGAAGGAUUUGGCCCGUUUAUAUAUUCGGGUCGGAUUCAGGUCAACCCGUCAACCCGCGGGUCGACAUGAAUAACCCGCUAAGCGACUCGUUUCGUAAUUUUGUUUACUCAUUUUAAUAAAAUCUGCGAUUCCGCGCCCGAGUCCCGACAUGCUGUAAGCUGUUCGAGACUUCGAGAGACGAGAGUCGAGAGGGUUCUAGGGUUUCAUUUCUCGGUUUCUCCUCGCUCUCACGCUCUGGCUUUGGGGUGGAGCCGUGGAAUCGACGAAUCGUGGAGGAGCUGAUGGAGGUUUCUUGAUAUCUUCUUCUGAUCUUCUGAGUUCUGAAACAUCUGGCUUCGGUCCUUCGGAAUUCUUCCUUGAAUCCUCUUCCUUUCUCCAUUUCUCAGUUGCGACUUGCAAUGGUUGGUAAUAUCUUGAAUAACUCUUAAAUCUUAAUUAUUUGAAGUGUUGGUUUGAUACUUUGAUGGUGGUCGGUUGUUUCGAUUUUUAUUUGACCUAAUUUGGUGGUCGGGAUGAGUCAUUAGUCAUGCGAAAUCGAAACUGUGAAUAUGUGAUGGCCUGGUGGGUUUUAUGUUUAUGUAUAAGUUCUUCUUCCUUUAGUUCCUAUGAGUUAUGAGUAUAAGACUAUAAGUGUUUUACUGUAUGUGCCAUGGCCGACUUUUCUAGUUUUCUGGAGUAUGCUGCACAUUUUCUUGCUAAAAAGUUCUUCUUCCUUCUGUUAUAUUGUUAGUUAGAGUGUCGUUUAGUGAUUUACUAUUACAGUUUUCCAAUUUUCUUGCUAUUGAGAUUACGGCUUGUUUUGUUGUUGAGAUUACGGCUUGGUAGUUAGUCGGUUGGGCCUCUUGGAGUUGUCGGGUUGCUGAGUUGCUGUUGCUGUAUAACACUAUAACUGAUUAAAUGUAUUCAUGUUAUUAUGGAAUAUUGGAAUUUUCUUGCUGUAUAACUGUGAUGUUGUUGCUGUAAGCCUGUGAUGCUGCACAUUUUAUGGGAAUGUUGGUGUAAGCAUGUUGAUGUUAUGAGUACAAUUUUGUAUUUUUGUGUUUAGAUGCAGGAUUCUAAUACAAUUGAGGAAGUUGAACA
Molecule: messenger RNA, 3557 nt
Organism: Dendrobium catenatum
Lineage: Eukaryota; Viridiplantae; Streptophyta; Magnoliopsida; Asparagales; Orchidaceae
Exons: 4
Coding region: 1660-2175 (171 amino acids)
Source: RefSeq, a predicted model, not a curated record